CCAACGGGCCAGUUAUAAGCUAGUAAAGAAGAAAACACAAUCCUAGACAUCAGUGACCUAUGUGAAGAGAUCAAGAAGAAGGCAAGAGAGAAGGGAGGAAUUGUAUGUAGGAGUGUUCAAGCAGAUUGGUUACCAUGGUAACCACUUUACUAGCACUAUACCUAACCCUAAGGGUCAGAGGGUGAGUGAUGUUGUUUCAUGCAACGGGAUCUUGUAUCUGUCGUAUUCUAAAGAUGCUAGGUUGUAUAUUGUCGGUUUUAAUCCUUUCCGUCUCGAUAUACCUCCAGCUCCUAUCGAUGUCUCUCCGAUCUCCGGAAGGACGUUUUGGAAUAUUUCGGUGUCUCGUCAAUGUUUUUUUCCAAGUUCGUGAAGUCUCUUCCUCUCUGCCUCCAGUGCCUGCUUCUCCCCUUCAGCCCUCAAGUUCUCGCCUUCCCUCCUGGAUCCCUCCUCCUGAUAGUUGUAUGAAGAUCAACUUUAAUGCUGUGGUUCGUGCUUCCGGUUGCUCGUCUGGUCUAGUGGUUCGUGGAAUAGACGGGCAUGUGGCUUUGGCAGUAUGGUCUCAGCACCACGACAUUGCUGAUCCCUACCUCGCGGAACUUCUUGCUGCUAGGGACGCCAUCUCCCUCUUGGUCUCCAAAUCCCUUCCUCGUGUCAUCAUCGAAGGUGAUUCAGAAGUGGUGAUUUGUCAGCUUCGUCAGGGUGUUUCUUCAGAUUCCCUCGGAGGACCGGUGCUUCGGGAUUGCUUCCUUCUCCUAUCUUAAGUUUCUAUCUCCUUAGAGUUUAGGGCAGUUUCCCGGACUGCUAACAGGGCUGCCCAUAGAGUGGCGCAGAAAGCCCUGUUACUUUCUCCCUUUGAGUUAUGUUCCUUCGACUUUGUUAGUUUGCUUCACUAAUGUAGUGGGUUGGGAGGUUUGAUUGUAUAGUUUUUCUCUAUUGAUAUUUAUUGGGGAAAAGAAAAAAAAAAGUUGCUCUGCAUCUGACUGUGUACGAGGACAUGGACCCUGUUGGUUCGUUGGUUAUCAUGAGCCUCAUUGAGGGAUAACUACAAACACCAGUCCCUUCACCUUCUCACACACUGUAUCAAGAGAAGCCGGAAAUUGCCUUCUUCUCCAGUUGUGGGGCCGAGAGUUGCCACGUGUCCUACAAUUUGAGCAGGGGGAGCUAGAGUUCGUCGCUAAACAAACUCAAUUCUUUUAUGGUUGGAGGGUGUUUCAGCCUAAGUUCUGUCGUUGGCCUACUCAGUUCCAAGGUAUCAAAAGUUGCGAGUCAGGUACGAUGGAAGCUACGUACAGUUGUUGGGUUCAAAGCAACGUGACCAACAACUCCCUCGACUCAAUAAUGGCCCAUCCCUCCAAUCUGAUGCUGAUAAUUUCCAAUGCAUGGUGUUGCUACGAAAUGGGUUAAGGAAACUUUCGAUCUGCAAGCUCCUAGUUAGUGUGUUAAUUGUUUUUGUUUUGUGUUAAUUUGAUUUGGCAGCUUAAAAAUGGGGAAAUUUGUCCUUUGGUAGAAAGCUAAAAUCUUUAUAUGUCUCGUUUUGUCUAAUUGCAUGGCUUGAGAAUUCCAGAUAGAUGCAGAGAUGGCCUUGUACUAUUUUCGUUCAUAUAUACUUCUUAUUUUGGUCACAAAGUUUGGUUUGAUUGGACAAGGUCUCAAACUGUUGUCAAUGAAAGUAGUAUAUACAUAUGAAAUUAUGUGUCAUCAAGUGGUAGACUAUGGUUUCUAGGCCUGCCCAACUCGGGUAGGAAUUUUUUUGGAGAAAAUCUUAAAAUACACAUAUUUUUUAAAAAAAAUCUCAAAAUACACACGUUUUAUGAAAAAAUCAAAUAUACAUAUGUUUGGGCAUUACUGCGGUUGUCAGCCGCGGUGAAUGCAUGAAAGCGGUGAAUGCAUCACCGCGGUUGACGGUCGCUGUGAAUGUCUGACCUAACACUAAAACUUCAAACGAACAUAAUUUUGCGCUCGGUUAUCCGAUUGUAACGAAUUAUUUUUUCAUUCCACAUAACUUCUCAAGAUCUUUCAAUCUGAAAAUAUCGUUCAUCCCAAAAAAAAUGUCGUUUGCUACCCCGAACGAGCAAUGUUUUGAUUUUGACAAACUUUGGAAGACCAUAGCUUUGUGCUCCUCAAUCCGAAUGUCAUGGAACUUUUUUUGAAUUCACUUGAAUUUUGAAGAACCACAACUUUGAUCAAAACCAUAAUUUUGGAAUGUAUGUGGAAUUGUGAAAAGUAAAGGGAAAGUUAUUCCCAAAAUCCUGUAUACCAAAAAACAUUGCUUUUUAAAAAAAUUCUUUCCUAGUAAAAGUUGUAGUUCUUAAAAAGUUAUGCGCAAUCAAGAAAAAGACGUUCGGAUUUAGGAACAAAAAAUUAUGGCCUUCAAAGUUUGGCAAAAUCGAAAAUUGCUCGUUCGGGGUAGCAAACGACAUUUUUUUGGGAUGAAUGCUUGCUACCAGAUUGAAAGAUCUCGAAAAGUUAGGCGUAAUACAAAAAAUCGCUACAAUCGGAUAACUGAGUGCAAAAUUAUGUUCGUUUGAAGUUUCGGUGUUAGGUCAAGCAUUCACUGCGGCCGUCAACCGCGGUGAUGCAUUCACCGCUUUUGUCUGCAGCGGUGAAUGCAUUCACUGCAGAUCAACCACAGUGAUGCCCAAACAUGUGUAUUUUUGGAAAUUUUCAUAAAAUGUGUGUAUUUUG
Linum trigynum is the source of this 2685-nucleotide messenger RNA. NCBI's taxonomy places the organism in Eukaryota, Viridiplantae, Streptophyta, Magnoliopsida, Malpighiales, Linaceae. The record is from the annotation of a GenBank genome assembly.